Molecule: messenger RNA, 867 nt
Organism: Exophiala dermatitidis NIH/UT8656
Lineage: Eukaryota; Fungi; Ascomycota; Eurotiomycetes; Chaetothyriales; Herpotrichiellaceae
Product: cyclin-dependent kinase
Exons: 1
Coding region: 1-867 (288 amino acids)
Biological process (GO): protein phosphorylation
Cellular component (GO): nucleus; cytoplasm
Molecular function (GO): cyclin-dependent protein serine/threonine kinase activity; ATP binding
Source: RefSeq, a predicted model, not a curated record
AUGUCAACUGUUUUCAAGGCUGAGGCCAAGGACACCACAGCACCAGUAAGGAUUGUGGCUCUCAAGGUGACCUACCCAGCAAUGAUGACACCGCCCCACAACUCGGAGAGAGAAGCUCGACUCCUGGUUGAGGCUCGUCAUGAAAAUGUCGUUCCCCUCCUGGAAACGGUUCACGAAUCUCGAGGUCGAUUAAUUCUCGUCUUUCCCUUCUUGCGGCAAGAUCUGGAAAAUUUGCUCGGGUCGGGAAGGCUGGACAAACGCCAAGCCAGUAUGGUAUUCCAAGGUCUCUUCAGAGCUCUUGAACAUAUUCACGCUUUGGGCAUAAUACAUAGAGACGUGAAGCCUUCGAACAUACUGCUCAAGUCCAUGGACGGCCCCGUCUAUCUUGCAGAUUUUGGGAUUGCGUGGUCUCCGGACGACGAAGACUCUGAGCCAGCUGAUUCCAAGAUCACUGACGUCGGCACGACAUGUUAUAGACCACCUGAACUGCUCUUCGGGCAUCGAUACUACGACACUUCAUUGGAUAUCUGGGCCGCAGGAUGUGUCGUUGCGGAGAUGAUCAGGAACGGCCACGAACCAAUCUUUGAUGCAGGACCUCUAGGAAGCGAGCUAGGGCUGAUCAAGUCCAUGUUCACCACGCUCGGCACACCAGAUGAUGAAAGCUGGCCUUCAGCCAAAAGGUAUCCUGACUGGGGAAAGAUGCGAUUCCAGUCCUUUCCCGCUAAAUCGUGGAAAGAAAUCCUUCCGGGUGCCACAGAGCAGGGAAUCGAUUUCGUCAGCAAGACUGUUUGCUAUGAAAGCACUCGCAGGUUGACUGCUAAGCAGGCUCUUGAACACGAGCUAGCUUCCACGAUUGGACGAAGGUAA